Messenger RNA from Maniola jurtina (meadow brown), 3389 nucleotides. Its product is annotated as solute carrier family 2, facilitated glucose transporter member 1-like. Bases 997 to 2529 code for a protein of 510 amino acids. Gene Ontology annotation, biological process: monosaccharide transmembrane transport. NCBI's taxonomy places the organism in Eukaryota, Metazoa, Arthropoda, Insecta, Lepidoptera, Nymphalidae. Gene Ontology annotation, molecular function: hexose transmembrane transporter activity. The record is from RefSeq and is a predicted model, not a curated record. The transcript has 13 exons. Gene Ontology annotation, cellular component: membrane.
AGUGGACCGUUGCGAAUCAGUUGUGUUGGUUAGCGUCGCAUGGCAGACUACUGGUAGCUUUACCGAUAUUAAAAUAACAAUAAAAAUAAUUCGAUACGAAAUGAAUUAAAAAAAGCGUUUAGUGUUAUAAAUAAACUGUUCAUUAUAUUGCUCUGUUUUAAUGAAUAUGUUUUGUUAGUAGUAGGUACGUUCGCGUCCGCGGUAUAUUUGUAGUGAAGUGAAAUCUUUGUACAUAUUUGCUUAGUUUGAUAUACGUAUACGAUUAAAGGUAUUAUUGGAUAUUCAUUUAUCAGUGAGGUAUGCUAGGGAACUUACACGUGUGAUAGUAAUUAAUCAAUUAGGAAGUAGGAAGCAUGGCAGUAGAGCAGAAACCUGAGAUUGGUCGGUGGUCUAAUCGCGUCAGUCGUUCUCAUAGUGGCUGAGUUCACCACCUUCAUAUUUGGACUAACCAUGUUCUCACCGUCCGUUGCCUUAACCUCGAUCGCAGCCCAUGGUUUUGCGUCUAUGGUGCUCACAUACUUCGUCCUCGACGGCUGGCUCUGCGAUUGGUUCUGGCUCAUCUUCUGCUUUUGUUCUGUACUACCAUCGGUCGUUGAUUUAUCAACCGCUGUCAUCACCUUGUGCACUUCCAGAUGGUAGAACUUCGCUAUAUUACGAGAUUUUUUGAAGAUCUCAAUAGAUAUUCCAGUUUUUCCGAAUUUUGAAUUACUUUCUGCACGUCCAAACGGUGAUAAAUAUCUAUCUAGAUCUUUGCCAUCUCAGUUGGCCGCUAUUUUGAGUAUUCUUCAGUAAUUAUUUGGUUUUCAUUACAAAAGAUUUUUAUUCUAAAUAUCUGACAUUACUCUAGCUACUUAUAUAUUUUUUGAGAAUAACCUCAUUCGCCGUCGUUCAUUUUCUAUGGUUGUAUAGUAUUUACGACGUUGUGCCUUAGCAUUAAUAAGGAUAAAACUUGAAGAUAAGCUCUUGAUUCAGUCAUCAGUCAUUAUCUGAUCUGAAAUGAUGAUCGCAACGCCAAUUAUAAAAAUUGUAGCCAACGAGCACCAACAUUUGACCCAAUCCCAUGACUACAAGGCAGGAUGGUCGUUCUACUUGGUGCUAGCGGGUGUCAUCACAACAUUCGGCUCGUCGCUGCCAGUUGGUUUCAACAUUGGAGUUGUCAACACGCCAGCUGACCUCAUAAAAAGUUUUUGCAACGAAAGCUUUAUAACCCGCUACGACAUCCAACUUAACAAGACAUGGCUAAACGUGCUAUGGUCUUCAGUCGUGUCCAUAUUUAUUAUUGGAGGAUGUACUGGCUCCAUACUUGGCUCGGUUUUAGCUGAUAAACUCGGCAGAAAAAAGGCUACAAUAUUAACGAACGUUUUGUCCCUCGCCGGUGCCGUUCUUUUUCUGUUCUGCCGGGCUGCUAACUCGGUAGAAAUGCUGAUUAUCGGCAGAUUGCUUGUCGGGUUGUCUGGAGGACUAACAACCAGUAUAGUGCCAAUGUACUUAACAGAGUUAGCGCCAUCGGCCUUAACGGGUGCGAUGGGCGUGGCGUGUCCCAUGGGUGUCAAUGUUGGCGUGCUUGUUGGACAGGUUAUGGGCCUCAAGUUCUUAUUGGGCGGGGUUGACGACUGGCCUUACCUACUGUCCGUGUACGCGCUGCUAGUCAUUGUGUGCCUGCCGGUACUACUCAUACUGCCGGAAAGUCCAAAAUACCUCUUUGUAGUUAGGAAAAAUGAAUUAGCUGCUAUUAGUGAAUUAAGCCGCCUCAGAGGCGUGUCACCAAGCGUCCUUACUGAAGAUUUAGAAUUAUUGAGAGAAGAGACGCGAACUGAUGUGAGUUCUGCCGGGAAACAUUGGAGCAUGUUGAAAGUGCUGCAAGAGCCAAGACUACGACUGCCCCUACUGCUGACGUGUUCCAUGCAAGCGGGGCAGCAGACCAGCGGGAUUAAUGCGGUAUUCUACUACUCGCAAACGAUAUUCAAGCAAGCAGGUCUAACGGAGUUACAAUCUCAGUACGCGACGAUUUGUUCGGGCUUCAUCAACGUUUGUACGGCGGUGUUCAUGCUGUAUCUCCUGCCAAGGACUGGCAGGCGGCCUCUGUUGCUGGGCUCGAUAUUUGUGGCCUCCGUGCUACUGGCAGCUCUCGCCGCCGCUAUGAAGUUUAUUAACGCUGCGUCGUGGAUGCCGUAUCUAUGCAUGAUGGCAGUGUUGGCUUACGUUCUAGUCUACGGGUUCGGACUUGGCCCGAUUCCGUACUUCAUUGCUUCAGAAAUGUUCGAGGUGGCCCCCCGGCCCGCGGGCAUGGCGUGGGGUUCUCUAGCUAACUGGGGGGGAAACUUCCUAGUGGGGAUGUGUUUCCCCACCAUGCGUGACGUCAUCGGACCGUACUCCUUCCUGGUGUUCGCGACCGUUACCAUGGGACUCUUUGUAUUCCAGAAGUUCUAUUUCCCGGAGACGCGCGGCAAGACACCGGCGCAGGUCACCCAGCUGUGCAGCCGCGGGCUCAAGUCCCGUCCGCUGCGGAGCCUCGCGCUCGACCACUAACACUGUCAAACGGGCCUGUUGAUAUACCGCGAAUAACAAUAUCCAAAGAAAUGAGUUACGUAUUGCGGCAGCGUCCAGGGUGGACUGAAGGAAAUGGAGGCUUUUUACUAAUUAACUUUAUUCUUAAAACUAUGUUAUCUAAGUGACAAUGCUGUUCACUAUACUAAAUCUACCGAUCGACGAUAUAAAGCGGCUGGCGGGCAGUGGCUGGAUGAGGAAGGCUGAGGACCGGGUGUGGUGGCGCUCUAUAGGGAAGGCCUAUGUCCAGCAGUGGACGUCCACAGGCUGAUGAUGAUGAUGAUGAUACUAAAUCUUUAUGUUUUAUAUCCGUGUCCCCUCUUCCAUUCUUCAGUCGUUGGCAAGGUCGUUGGUUACAGAGAUCACGUACAGUUGCGAGCGGAAUUGGCGGUGUACUGCGUCGGCGAAUUUCCACACGUAGUGCGUAGACAUACUAACUCCUCUGACAAUGCCUGGGUUCCUAUAAGGGUAUCGGUGGAAUACGUCGUAACUAAUGUAACACAAUCCAUUGUAUUAAAUCCAUGUCUUUCUCUCGUGAGAGUGAUCUAUAGUACGCGUCAGGUCGAGAUGGCAAUCGGGCUACGAGGCGGGCUACGCCCCGCACACCCGCACGUCACCCGCGUCGGGUUAGUGCGGGGGCUGUGCGAGGCCAUGAUUGCCAUAACGACCUGUCGCGUACUAUACAUAUUAGCAGUGGAUUAGUUUAUUGGACUCGAAUAAUAUUGAAAUAAUAUACCCGCUGUAAGUACAAAUUAUAAAAAUGAUUAUUUUAAGUAUUACUGCAGUAAUCCAUACUAAUAUUUAUAAAUGCGAAAGUGUGUCUGUCUGUCUGCCUGCUGCUA